Schizosaccharomyces japonicus yFS275 is the source of this 957-nucleotide messenger RNA. RefSeq names its product transcription factor TFIID complex subunit Taf11. Gene Ontology annotation, molecular function: protein heterodimerization activity. NCBI's taxonomy places the organism in Eukaryota, Fungi, Ascomycota, Schizosaccharomycetes, Schizosaccharomycetales, Schizosaccharomycetaceae. The record is from RefSeq and is a predicted model, not a curated record. Bases 171 to 779 code for a protein of 202 amino acids. Gene Ontology annotation, cellular component: transcription factor TFIID complex; nucleus. Gene Ontology annotation, biological process: RNA polymerase II preinitiation complex assembly; transcription initiation at RNA polymerase II promoter. The transcript has a single exon.
UUGCUAUAUCAUUCGCCCUAUUCCGUUAGAUACCGGAUUGGUAUGCACUUUUAUGGUGUUAACUUUUUGGUGUUUAGUCUUGAUUUUUGGCCACGCAUUUUUUUCUGUUAUAGGAACAUGGUUGUGUUCCUUGUAGCGUGUGGUACAGUCAAGUACGUUUGUGGAACAAAAUGGAUCCUCGAAGUACAUUGAAAAGAAAUUACUCGGGUUCUGUUUUGCAAAGAUCCUCUAGUAUCGAAAGACAAGGAACUCCAAACUUGAAAUUGAAUCGAGCAAAUACACUGUCUCCUGCACCAACAGGAACGACGCCAAACGGCGGUAGACAAGGUGAAGAAUGGCAAAGAAAUGAAGCAGAAGAGGAAGAAGAAGAUCACGACGAUUUUGGUACUGCAGCAAUUCCGAAUUUGGCUGGAAAAGUGGAAGGUGAAGACAAUGAAGCGAAUGAAAAGAUUAAGACCCGUUAUCUUCUCGAAAGCUUUGACGAGACGCAAAUGCAGCGUUACGAAGUGUUUCGUCGUGCAAACUUAAAUAAAGCCAACGUGAAGAAAUUAGCAAAUCAAAUAUUGAACCAAAGCGUGACACCGAAUGUCGCCAUUGUCAUUUCCGGUUUCUCAAAAGUAUUUAUUGGUGAGAUUGUCGAACUAGCCCGUAAAGUUCAAGAUGAUUGGGGUGAUUCGGGACCUUUGGCUCCAGACCAUCUUCGUGAAGCAUAUCGACGUUAUAAACACAAUCGUAAACUCAUUCCACAAAGUCGCCGUACGGCUCGUCUCUUACGGUAAUCCAUGUAUGAGUUUGCAUAUCCAUUUCAGUGAUUGCUCCGGUACUAUUUUCCUCAUCAUAAAAGUCGGUUCCUGGUAAUGAAUGAAUGAUUUUAUGACCCUCCCCUUCCAAAUGGAUUGAGGGUCUUCGUAUCUAAGAAAGCAAGUAGAUAGGCUCUAGAUAUUAUUUCUCUGAAUU